AAAAAUGUCUUAACUCAGCAGUGCCGCGCCAUUUUUUUUGUGUUUCUACCAAAGAGCUGUUUAGUGACGGGUUUGAAUCCCUUACCGGUUUGUUUAGAAGACGAUAAAAAGUGUUUAUCAAAAUGGGACGAAAGAAGAAGAAGCAGUUGAAACCAUGGUGCUGGUACUGCAACAGAGAUUUUGACGAUGAGAAGAUUCUCAUUCAGCACCAGAAAGCUAAACACUUCAAAUGUCACAUAUGUCACAAGAAGCUGUACACUGGACCCGGAUUAGCCAUACAUUGCAUGCAGGUACACAAAGAUACAAUUGAUGGGGUUCCUAACGCAAUUCCGGGAAGAACAGAUAUAGAACUGGAAAUAUAUGGCAUGGAAGGUAUUCCAGAAAAAGACAUACAAGACCGGAGAAGAGUUCUUGAACAGAAAUCACAAGAGAGUCAGAAAAAGAAACAGAAUCAAGAUGAUUCUGAUGAAGAUGACGACGAUGAUGAGGACGAAGCUGGACCUUCAUCAUUUCAGCAGCCUACUGCUCAACCUCAGGCUGCCUACAUGGCUCCAAUGACUCAGACAGGCAUCCAUCUUGGACCUCAGGCUCAGGGCAUGCCGUCUGCUGGUUAUACAGGCAUGCCACCCAUGUUGACUGGUGUCCCACCAAUGAUUCCAGGAAUGCCCCCAGUAAUGCCAGUUAUGCCACCAGGCAUGAUGCCAAUGAGAGGGAUGAUGCCCCCUGGCCCAGCAAUGCCUCCAAUGAUGCCUGGUAUGCUACCAGGAAUGCCACAUCAUGUUGGCAGACCUGGCAUGCCUUCUAUGGCACCUGCAGCCCCCGUCACAGUUCCUGGACUGGCCAGCAGACCAGCUGUGCCCAUCACACAGUCUGCUGCAUCCAAACCACUCUUCCCCAGCGCUGUGCAGGCGCAGCAGACAGUAUCAGGACCAUCAUCAACCAGCUCUGAUUCUCCCAAGGUGACAUUCCCAGCCUACACCCAGCCUCCUUCCACUUCCUCUGUGGUGCCUGCCUCCUCCAGCACUGUGGCCAAGCCCCCUGCCACAGUCACAAGUAAGCCAGCCACCCUCACCACCUUGAGUGCUACCAGUAAGUUGAUGCACCCUGAUGAGGAUAUCUCGCUGGAAGAGAGACGAGCUCAGCUGCCUAGGUAUCAGAGGCUAAUCCCUCGUCCUGGGCAGACUGCAGCCACGGCUGCCUCAGCUCCCCCUAGUGGAGCAGUGGGAGGAAUGAUGCCUCCUCAGCAGCCUGGAAUGAGACAUCCCAUACAUGGUCAGUAUGGUGGUCCUCCUCAAGCCAUGUCUGGUUUUAUGGCAGUUGGCAUGCCUCCUUAUGGACAGAAUGCACCAAUGGUGCCCUCAUACCAAGCUGGCCCAGUUGGGCCUCCCAUGGGCAUAAGGCCAUCUGUAAUGUCUCCAGGUAGCCGAUACUGAAGCAGCGCUGUCAUCCCAUUAGGUUUGGUUAAACGUUUUCUCAUCUUGUGCUUAAUAGUACCCAAACUCACUGCUGAAGGAAAAACUUUAUACUGGACAUUUGAGAUAUGUAAUAUCACAAACGUUUUGGAUUAAGUCCUUAAAUAAAAAGAUGACCAUAACAACAGUAUCAAUGUUACAUUUGAUACAUGUGUUGCUUUUCUUCCGAUUGUGUUUCAUUCAGGUAUAUUAGUCAAAGGUUCGUAAUAUAUUGAAGCUGCUGGCCUAACAAUAUCUCCAUAUUCAAGGCAAGUUUCAAUGCUUUCAUCUUAGUUAUGAAGCCCUCACAGCACCGUACCGUGCUGUUGGACUAUAUGUCCCCAACAACAGCUUGGUGAGGGCUUCAAAUCAUUCUUUUGCAUCCAUUUAAUCAUUCUUUGUACAGCACAAGGGUAAACAUGUCUCUGUAUUUUCUGUUUGUUUGUUUGAUAAGUUGUAAUAAAACAUCAUUUUGAUUUUC
Molecule: messenger RNA, 1932 nt
Organism: Danio rerio (zebrafish)
Lineage: Eukaryota; Metazoa; Chordata; Actinopteri; Cypriniformes; Danionidae
Gene: znf207b
Product: zinc finger protein 207, b
Cellular component (GO): nucleus
Source: RefSeq, marked provisional